Trematosphaeria pertusa is the source of this 1831-nucleotide messenger RNA. Its product is annotated as FAD/NAD(P)-binding domain-containing protein. Bases 142 to 1443 code for a protein of 433 amino acids. The transcript is spliced from 3 exons. Gene Ontology annotation, molecular function: FAD binding; monooxygenase activity. NCBI's taxonomy places the organism in Eukaryota, Fungi, Ascomycota, Dothideomycetes, Pleosporales, Trematosphaeriaceae. The record is from RefSeq and is a predicted model, not a curated record.
AUUCUAUACACCAUCUAAGCCAUUCUACUACUAAUACGCGGUCCAUUUGUUAGCCGGCCUUUUUCUCCCCAAUUUCUGAUUCUCUCAAUACUCUUUCCCGUCCCAGUUCUCCACCCGUGAGCAUCCCAUCCUCCCAGGACAAUGAAAAUCAUCAUCUGCGGCGGCGGCAUCGCCGGCCUAGCCACCUUUCUCCACCUGCGCAAACACCUCCCCAACCCCUCCACCCACAGCAUCAAAAUCUACGAAUCGCACCGUCCCCGCUCCACCGCCCCCCUAUCCUCCCUCGACCUCUCUACUCUCUCCGAAUCCACCGCCACCGUCGGCGGCGGCCUCGGCAUCUCGCCCAACGGGAUGCGCGUCCUGCGCGAACUGGAUCCCGCCUUGCACGACGUGGUCGCCGCGCAGGGCUUCCGCGCUGAGAACUUUGUGUUCAAGGGCGCGAAUGGGUGGGCGUUGGGCGUGCAGCGGACGGGGGAUGGUGGGGUUAGAGGGGUGGAGGGAGGGGAGGAGGAGGUGUGUAUUGCGAGUUCGAGGCAGGGGGUUUGGGAGUGUUUGAUGAGGGCUGUUGAGGAGGGGGGAGGCGUGGUGAGGUAUGCCAAGGUUGUGGGGAUUGAGCGGGAUGACGGGAGUGGGGUUGUAAGAGUUAGAGUUGUGGAUGAAGAGGGGAGGGUGGAGACGGAGGAGGCGGACUUGCUGGUUGGCGCUGAUGGCGUGAAGAGCGUUGUUCGAACUGCACUUUUUGGAGAAGAUGAAAAGUUCAAACCUACAUACACCGGCCUCUCCGGCGUCGGCGGCUUCCUCUCCACCCCGCUCCCCCCGGCUAUAACCCACCCGCCCAGCAUGGUCUUCACCUUCGGCCGCAACGGCUUCUUCGGCUACUCCUCCUCACGCCCGCUCUCCUCCGAAUCCCUCAUGUGGUGGUCCACAUUCGAGACCUCGUCCCUCCCAAACACCAAAUUCAUCGACCCCGCCGCCAUCAAAGCCGCGCUUGUAGAGCGGCACAAGCACUGGGCUGAUCCCGUCGUGCAAGAUAUCGUAAGCAAGGCCAAGGUAGAGAGCAUCUAUCCGACGUGGGUGCUACCCGAGCUGCCGCACUGGGGCGAGCGCGGCGUGGUGCUCGUAGGCGAUGCGGCGCAUGCCAUGGACCCCACGACGGGGCAGGGAGCGAGUCAGGCGCUCGAGGAUGCGCAGACUCUGGCGCUGCUGCUCAAGGAACUGCUUAGCACGGGAGAGACUAGUCGCUGCAUCACGGGAAGCGAGAAGCAGCGCGUCGAUGUCGCUAUCAAGCUGCUCUACGACAUCCGUAGCCCGCGUGCGCACGAGAUUGUGGAGAGGGGCAAGAAGAUUGCCGGACGCAAGGCGAAUGUGGGUGUUGUGGAGGAGUACUUUAUGGAGGAUAAUGCUCGGGGAUGUGAAUCGGCAGUUGUAUACUUGGUCGGCUGAGGAGGAGAUUCAAAAGGCACUGGAGCGACGGAAAAGUGCGUAGUGUCGGGCUCUACUUAAGAGAGAGGCCCGAGAUGAAUGGUAUUGUGAGUUACAAAACGUCUCAAUUGUGGACCUUAAGCUUUUACCCAGGAGUUCGCCAUCGACUCCAUCAAGCAAGCCCCAAUCUCUGCCCAAGGAGCAAAAGAAGCCAACACGUCAGAUUCCACACCGCAGUCAACUUGCUCUGCAAUCCAAACGAGCUCAACAAUAUGGCAUACCUCCGCUGCGCAGCGCCAUAUCUGAGCACAGCCCUUUCCCACUCCUCUGGCGACAUCUCCCCUUUAACAACCUGCUCCAGCAUAUUACAGUCAUACGCAGCAUGUUGCGUACUCAUACCCGCAUUCGG